This is a messenger RNA of Sciurus carolinensis (gray squirrel), 969 nucleotides long. Its product is annotated as olfactory receptor 52N4-like. The transcript has a single exon. The coding region runs from base 1 to 969 and encodes 322 amino acids. Gene Ontology annotation, cellular component: membrane. Gene Ontology annotation, biological process: G protein-coupled receptor signaling pathway. Gene Ontology annotation, molecular function: olfactory receptor activity; G protein-coupled receptor activity. The record is from RefSeq and is a predicted model, not a curated record. Lineage: Eukaryota; Metazoa; Chordata; Mammalia; Rodentia; Sciuridae.
AUGACGCCACUGCUGAAUCAAACAGAGGUGACCCCAGUCUCAUUCAUUCUUAACGGGAUCCCGGGCCUGGAGGACAUGCAGGGCUGGAUUUCCUUCCCAUUCUGCUCCAUGUAUGUUGUGGCGGUGGUUGGGAACUGUGGACUCCUCUACCUCAUCUGCUAUGAGGACUCUUUGCAUCGGUCCAUGUACUACUUCUUGGCUAUGCUUUCCCUUACUGACCUUGUCAUGUGCACUGCUGCAAUUCCUAAAACUCUCUGCAUCUUCUGGUUUCAUCUCAAGGACAUUGGAUUUGAUGAAUGCCUGGUCCAGAUGUUCUUCAUCCACACCUUCACAGGAAUGGAGUCUGGGGUGCUCAUGCUUAUGGCCCUGGACCGCUACGUGGCCAUCUGCUACCCCCUGCGCUACUCGGCCAUCCUCACCAAUGCUGUCAUUGCAAAGGCCGGGCUUGCUACUUUCUUGAGAGCAGUGCUGCUCAUCAUUCCCUUGAUUUUCAUCACCAAGGAACUGCCCUAUUGCAGAGGCACCAUGAUACACCACACUUACUGUGAUCAGCUGUCUGUAGCCAAACUAUCCUGUGGAAAUAUUAAGGUCAAUAUUAUCUAUGGUCUUAUGGUUGCCCUCCUUAUCGGAGGCUUCGACAUCCUGUGCAUCACAGUCUCCUACACCAUGAUCCUCCGGGCGGUGGUCAGCCUCUCCUCUGCAGAUGCUCGGCAAAAGGCCUUCAGCACCUGCACCGCCCACAUCUGUGCCAUUGUCUUCUCCUACAGUCCUGCCUUCUUCUGCUUCUUUUUUAACCGCUUUGGGGGCCACACAAUCCCUCCAUCUUGUCACAUUAUUGUGGCCAAUAUUUAUCUGCUUUUGCCUCCCACCAUGAACCCUAUUGUCUAUGGGGUAAAGACAAAGCAGAUAAGAGACUGUGUCAUAAGAAUCCUUUCGGGUUCCAGGGACACCAAAUCCCACAGUGUAUGA